This is a messenger RNA of Seminavis robusta, 708 nucleotides long. Lineage: Eukaryota; Bacillariophyta; Bacillariophyceae; Naviculales; Naviculaceae. The record is from the annotation of a GenBank genome assembly.
AUGAAGACCACAUCCAUCGGAGCCAGCAUCUUGCUCAUCAGUAGCUGUUUGCUUUCCGCCGAAGGAUUUGCACCAAAACCAUUGGCCAGUCAACCACAGCAAAACAAUCAACAUGUGAUGCUUCCAUCUCCACGACAACACAGCAGUGCUACAGCCUUGUCCAUGUCAAAAGAGGAAACUACAUGGGAUCGCAUUACAGGCCCGAAACUCUUCAAGACGGUCACCAACUGGUCGGGUAUUCAUUCCGUGCCACUGGUACCGUUGCGAAUUUUGACGGGUCUUCUCAUGAUCCACCAUGGAUCCGAAGGUGGCUUGGGUCCGGCCAAUUUUGGAACUCCCGAAUUUCAAGGCUUUAUCGACUACAUUGUGGUACCCUACUUUGGAUUCCUGCCAGGACCUCCCGAAAUCUGGUCCGCCAUUCACGAUUAUAUUGAAUUCUUUGGUGGCAUUUGUUUGGCGGCUGGAUUCUUGACCCGACCGGCAUCCCUCGCCCUUUUGUCCACCAUGAUGGGAGCCGUAUACUUUCAUUUGUCGUCCGUGGGAGCACAGGGAUUCCCUCUGGGGCAUGUUAGCAAUUACAGUUAUGACUUUGAAGAACCGACUCUGUACGCUUUGAUCUUUUUGAUGUUUUGGUUCAAUGGGGCUGGACCCCUCUCGGUGGAUUCCAUCAUUUACCAAAACAUUUCGCAGGAGGAAGACGAAGAGUAG